AUCACCGUCACACCUCUCUACACAUUCACCACCCUCUGUCUAAACACCUCCCAGAGGGCCGGAGGAAAAAGCCCGGAAGAAAGAGGAAGGACUCAGGACGGAGGAGGAGUUCAUCUAUGGGAUCAGCUCCCCCGAUAGAUGAGGAUGAAGAGGAUGAAGAGGUGGAUGAAGAUUCUUGUAGCCAGCAGGAUAAAGAGGGCAAUGUCACCACCACACCUACACCGGAAACGGACACAGAGGUGGACGCACAGUUUUUUGUAUCAGAAGAUGAUCCCGACUCCACUGUAAAGAAGAACGGUAAAGCCUCACCACAACGAAAGCUGCCAAUCAUACCCCAUUCAACGCUUCACACCAGUAUCAGCAUCCCAGAAAAUGUUGCAACAACUGC
Molecule: messenger RNA, 388 nt
Organism: Sinocyclocheilus grahami
Lineage: Eukaryota; Metazoa; Chordata; Actinopteri; Cypriniformes; Cyprinidae
Product: anion exchange protein 2-like
Exons: 2
Source: RefSeq, a predicted model, not a curated record